Emericellopsis atlantica is the source of this 1607-nucleotide messenger RNA. RefSeq names its product domain found in IF2B/IF5-domain-containing protein. The record is from RefSeq and is a predicted model, not a curated record. The transcript is spliced from 4 exons. Gene Ontology annotation, molecular function: mRNA binding; translation initiation factor binding; translation initiation factor activity. NCBI's taxonomy places the organism in Eukaryota, Fungi, Ascomycota, Sordariomycetes, Hypocreales, Bionectriaceae. Bases 361 to 1368 code for a protein of 335 amino acids. Gene Ontology annotation, cellular component: eukaryotic translation initiation factor 2 complex. Gene Ontology annotation, biological process: formation of translation preinitiation complex; formation of cytoplasmic translation initiation complex; translational initiation.
CCAGGUCACGUGCCCUCCAGGCGUUGGCCCCGCUGAAGUCUAAGAAGGCAAGGUACCUACCUCACCAACGCUGUCAGUUGCACCGCGCACUCAUCACUGACCAAGCGUGCGUUUAUUGUGCCUUAAAGGUCCUCGUCGAUCGGUUCUCUGACCCUUGACACGCCGCACUCCCCAACAUCGACCUUCAUACCUAACGGGCCAGACCGACGAUCAGCAGCUGUUAAGCGUAAGCAGCAAUACUGCACCCAAAUACUAUCACCAAGACGUCACCACACACUGCGCGCGCGCCAACAAUAGUGCGAGAGCACAGCAAGGAAACCCUGCAGACAACAGGCCCAGGACAAGCCCAGAACCGCCAUCAUGGCUGAAGAAGACACCUCUGAACGCCGAUCCCGCAAGUCAGUCGCCUUCACAGACGAACAACUCGUAGUCGACGCCGACGGCUCAGUCUCCGUGAUGAGCGCCCCCGAAGAACCCAAGGACUCGGCGCAGUCCCACACGCCUCGUACGCCGCCGCUGUCUGCCGCCCUCGAGUCCUUUACUGAUCCCAUUUCUCAAGCCGCCGACGCUGACGCCGCCACCGCCCCCAACGACGAUGGCCUCGACCUCUCCCUCAUGAAGAAGAAGAAGAAGAAGGUCAAGAAGACCGAGGACGAUGGUGCCGACGCUGGCGAGGGCGCCGCGCCCGCCGAGGACGGUGGUCUCGACCUCACCAUGAAAAAGAAGAAGAAGAAGAAGGUCAAGGCCGAGGCUGGCGCCGAUGACGACGAGUUCACCGCCAAGCUCAAGCAGCUCGAGGUCCAGGACGCCGAGGAGCCCGCCGAGGAGCCCGAGGUCGAGGGCGACAUGGACGCCGGCACCGGCAUCUGGUCCCACGACGAGACCAAGACCCCCGGCUUCAACAUGCUCCUCCAGCGCUUCUUCUCCCAGCUCGCCCAGAAGAACCCCGACCACGCCCUCUCGGGGACAAGGAGCUACAAGAUCCCCCCGCCCCAGUGCAUGCGUGAAGGCAACAGGAAGACCGUCUUUGCCAACAUUGCCGACAUUUGCAAGCGCAUGAAGCGUACCGACGAGCACGUGACGGCGUACCUCUUUGCUGAGUUGGGUACGAACGGUUCCGUCGACGGCAGCAAGCGUCUCGUCAUCAAGGGUCGUUUCCAACAGAAGCAGAUUGAGAACGUUGUGCGAAAAUACAUCAUCGAAUAUGUCACCUGCAAAACCUGCAAAUCGCCCGACACAGAGCUCAGCAAGGGCGAGAACCGUCUGUACUUUAUCACCUGCAACAACUGCGGUUCGCGUCGCAGUGUAACGGCCAUCAAGACUGGUUUCUCGGCCCAGGUCGGCAAGCGCAGGAAGAUGAAGGUCUAAGCGGAUCUCUCCUCUUCUCUGACGAAUUAUUGCAUGGUUUCUUUGUGUGUCUUCCGGGCGCUUCAUAUCUACGUCGCAACUUCCCUACGACGGAUCUAGAAUUCGAGAAAGCAUUGGAGCGGAGAAAGUUGGGAUGCCACGAGUGUCGCUACGAGGGAAAAUGGAUAUAGGACAGUCGCGGUUGGCGUACCGGUUAUGUACAUGACUAAAUGAUGAACAUCAUGCUUAAGCAACUCCAG